CCCCAUCAUCAUCAGCAGCAGCACCGCCUCAGAAGCCCAUCCCCUAGCGUCCGUCCAAGGGAUGUAGCCCGUACGCGCAUGGGCGGAGAAACUGCCGCUGUGCGCUGUUAUUAUUGUAAGAGUAAUUCCUUUUUUUACGAAAAUGGCGUCUAGUCAGGGAGGUGUGGGAGCUGUCACGGCUCUACAAAGCCAUCACUACUCCAGCGGACCUCCGUGGAGCCCAGGCAUCAGCCAGUACCAGCACCAGCAGCAGCAUCACACUGCCCGCAGCCUGGACCGGGCUCUGGAGGAUGCCGUGUGCUCCGGGCUCCUCAACCUGAGCGGCAGGAAGCUGAGGGAGUACCCGGGGAUGAGCUACGAUCUGACCGAUACAACACAAGCAGAUUUGUCCAAGAAUCGACUGACAGAAAUCCCCCCAGAAGUGUGUCUGUUCGCCCCACUCGAGUCGCUCAACCUCUACCACAACUGCAUCAAGUGCAUCCCAGAAGCCAUUAUCAAUCUGCAGAUACUGACUUAUCUUGAUAUCAGCCGAAAUCUUCUGUCAGUUUUGCCAAAAUACUUGUUCAGCCUCCCCCUCAAAGUUCUGCUUGUGAGCAACAACAAGCUCGUGUCCAUCCCCGAGGAGAUCGGCAAGGCCAAAGAGUUGAUGGAACUGGAUGUGAGCUGUAAUGAGAUCCAGGUGCUGCCAGCUCAGGUGGGGAGGCUUCAUGCCUUGCGAGAACUCAACAUCAGGAAGAAUUGUCUUCACAUGCUGCCUGAGGAGUUGGCUGACCUUCCUCUCAUCCGACUUGACUUUUCCUGCAAUAAGAUCACAGAGAUUCCUCCAACAUAUAGGAAACUCAGGCAGCUGCAGCACAUCAUCCUAGAUAACAAUCCUAUGCAGUCUCCACCAGCACAGAUUUGUCUCAAGGGCAAAGUGCAUAUAUUCAAGUACCUGAACAUCCAGGCGUGUAGGACGGACAAGAAACCGGACACCCUGGACCUCCCCUCCCUCGGCAAACGUUGCCUUCCCCAGCCACUUACAGAUAGCAUGGAAGAUUUUUAUCCCAGUAAGAACCACGGGCCUGACUCUGGAAUUGGUAGUGACAAUGGUGACAAGAGGCUGUCUACAACUGAGCCUUCAGACGACGACACCGUCAGCCUGCACUCUCAGGUCUCAGAGACAGCCCGUGCCGAUGCCCUCUCACUCCUCUCCAAAAUGGAUUCGUGCAAAGAUCAGGAUCUCUAUGACUUUAUAGACCCCAACCCGGACGAGGAUCCUGCUCUGUCAGAGUGUGACGGGCAGCAGAGCACUCAUGUGUCUUGUAUAAAGGAACUGGAAAAAGUUCUUAACAUGUCUCACCAAAGCAAAGAUAAAGACGUCUGGAAAGAGGAGUCAGGUUCUGAUAAGGAGCAGCUAGUUGAGGAAGAGGAUGACGAGCUGAAGGAAGUGCUGGAUCUGAGGAAGAUUGCUGUUCAGCUUUUGCAGCAGGAGCAGCAGAAUAGACGACGGUCAUUAAUUUGCAGAGCGGAGAGUCUUAUCCACCGACGGAGAGUGACUGGCCGGGCACACAGAUUCCUAAGUCACUCUGGAAGCUCAGGCAGCAAACCGAGGCCCCCGCCUCAGACCGCUCGCAGUGCUUCUCUGGAUGAAGGGAGUAGUGGAGCAUCAGUGCUGAGUGGACAGCCUUCUUCCUCCUGCUCCUUUGAUGGCAGCCUGAAGACAGAUCAGUCAGAUUCAGAGCCAAAGUGGCCCGAAGUCCCACCGGUCCUCAAUCAGAACGAAGAUCGCAGGAGGAACAAGUACCUGAGAAAAGAUUAUCUGAAGUACAAGUGUCAGAGUGCUCGGAAAAACUCCAGUGGGAACGACGACUGUGAGGAGGGUCUGCGCAACGCCGAUUUCAGCACCACUCUGACUGUGUUUGGACUGAAGCCGAGAUCAGCCUUCACCAGAGGAAGCCGCCAGGAGUACACCUCGACAGACCCCAGCUUCACUAUGAGGAGGAAGAUGGAGCACUUGAGAGAGGAGAUCGAACAGAUAGGACUCUUACGGCAGAACAUUGAGUGCAGACUGAAGGUGUUGCUCCCAGACGAUGUUGGAGCUGCUCUGAUGGACGGGGUUGUCCUUUGCCAUUUAGCCAAUCACAUUUGUCCUCGGUCUGUCGCCAGCAUCCAUGUGCCGUCUCCUGCAGUGCCAAAGCUUAGCAUGGCUAAAUGCCGUAGGAAUGUGGAGAACUUCUUGGAUGCCUGUAAGAAGCUGGGUGUCACACAGGACAAGCUGUGCUUGCCCCAUCACAUCCUAGAGGAGCGCGGCCUGGUGAAGGUUAGUGCGACUGUCCAGGCUCUGCUGGAUCUGCCUGCAUCGAGGCCCACUCAACUGUCAGCUGUUUGACACAUGCCUGAAUGCUGCGUCCAACCCGCGGUCAUCCAGCCAACCCCUCUCCCCAGCCCGAACCCACACCCCAUCGCCAGGGACCAGAGAGCCCCUCGGGGCGAGGACCCGGUGGCUCGUGGGUCUUUGGGAGUCUGCUUCUGUCUGACUGAAACAGGAGACGGCAGGGAGAAAUAACCUCUGUCUCUUUAUAUGAUGUCAGCCGCCACCCCACUUCCUGUCCAUCACAUUUUCACUUGUAUCCUGUUCCUAGUUACUGGGGUCCUCCUGUAUGUGUGUGGACUAGCAAUGUGACUGCGUGUUUCCUUGCUGAGGAGAGACAGAACCUGUACGUCCCUCUCAACAUGCUCAGUGAUUAUUGAGCCUGCAAAGUGACAGUACUGACAACAUUUCCAUGCUGGUGUUGGAGACAUUGGCAGUGAGGAGAUGACAGACAUGUGACUCACUCUUUCACUAAAGAGACAUAAGCUGCACGCUGGCCUCGCAGCCACAAACCACUGACUAACCUCAAGAGGAUCUUACACUCUUGAGUUUCUCUUCCUUUUGUGGAAUUUAUUUUUCCCAUGAAGAUUUAUUUUUAAAUUUAUUAGUGUUCUGUUUUUUGUUUUUUUUGCAUCAGGUUCCUACUGUAUCUGCUUUUCAGAAGCCAAACCUGAUUCAUAAGUUGUGUUGACUUAUUUGAGCAAUCACAUCUCCAGUGCUUUUUGAGGUGGAACUCAAGGCGUGCCUCUGGAAGUCAUGCUCUAGUAGACAUUCUGCCCGUUUCCCCUCAAACUCUGGUGUGGUUUUGACAUAUUUAAACUACUGUACAAAUCAAUACUUUCAAAAAACAAUACUUUUCUCAAUACAAACCUGCAUGCCAUGACAUUUGACCACUGUGAGAACAUGUGCUUGGCUUUGGCCAAAAGCACGACGGUCCCUUUUUGUAGCGUUUUUUUCAUUGUACAUGCAAAGUUUCUGUUUAUGAAAAUAUUCUGUAUUCCAACUUUUCUAAAGCUUUUAUACUUUCUUCCCAGUCAUUGCCAAUUAUCACUUGCCAAUUUAGUGGAGUUCAGAGGGUCAGUUAAGAUUUGAUUGCUUUGCAUAACCUCAGAUGAAACCUGUUGAUACUGUAUGUGUUUGUGAGCGGAGGGGUCUGAGUGAAGGGCCUCUGGGUCAGAAAGGACCAGUCACUCCUGCAACCCUUCCACCUCUUAUCUGCUGUAUGUGGUUUUUGAUACAAUUAAUUUUAUUUCAGGGAUAUGGAAUUAUUUAUGUAUUUAUUCAUUUGUUUUAUAUUUAUAUGUUGUUGCUUUGUGCGUCUUAACCCUGACCACCACUUCAGGUGCGGUGCAGCUGAACAUUAAUCAUCUCACGUAACUGAAAUGACUGAAAGUGUAGCUAUACUGGUCCUCUGUGAUUUAUUAGCAUUGGUGACAGCUGUCACACUUUUAUUAUUGUACAAUGAGAAUCACUCAGUGGGUGUGAGUUAAAAACAAAUAUGUUCACACCAUUUGUUAGUGGAGCUGACAGCAGUGUUGACAGCACAAGAGGUACCUGCAUAAUAUGCAAGAGCUGAUCAUGUUCACCAAGGACUUUAGAGGUAUUCUAAACUAAAAAUGAAUUACAGUAUUUGUCAUCUCUUCAUAAAGUUGUUGUAUUAAAUCUAAGUUAUUAGUUCCUUAUUUAAGGAUUAUUAUUUCUGCAGGGCAAUGUCAAUCUUGUUGUCAAGUGAUCGGCAUGUUAGUACAGGCAGCUGUGAAGCGCCAUUCAUUUUAAAAUUAGGUCUCCAACAUGCGAAAAAAAAAAAAAAAAUUCUAGUGGAAAGUAAAGUAAAGCUAAGUUUGACUAUGAAUUAAUUAUACCUUGAAAGUCUAUAAAUAUCAUCAUGUUAAACAGUAUCUAAUACAUGACAUAUUGUGCCUUAAAGGAGGGAUAUUCUUUGUUUUUUCUGCAGUUUAUGAAACGCACUUACGAUUAUUUUCUUUUGUAAAAAAUCCAUGAUUUGUAAUUUUCUGUCUGCGCACUUCUUUUUUCGGAGAAUGCUUUAGAUUGUGUGUAACAUAAGCAGAUUUUCUGCUGAUGAGCUAUGGCUCUGAUUGGCUGCCACACUGGAGGAGAAACAAGUUAGAGCUCAAUGUUAAAUGGUCUACAGUGCAUAGACAAACAAAAUCUUAGAGGGAGUAGUUGAGGUUUAAUUCACCGACCCUGGCAUGACAAGUAAGAGACAGCUUGUCCCUGUUAUUACUUUGCACCUCACUGAAGAAAUUCUAUUUCUGGCUUUGAAUGCUGUUCCUGAGAACCUCUGCCGUCUCUGAAUGGGCUGUAUUGAUUGACUUUGUGCUGUCAUUUUCCAAGGAAGAGAUGCCACAAACAAUACAGGGCUUCCAGUUUAUCAGGCUUCGAGUGUUAAUCAUGUUCACUGUACUGUAUCUUAUCAGGUGUUAUUUCCUGAUAUGGCUCAUUGCAAUCGGUCAAAAACAGUCCGCCUCCGGAAAUACCCUCGUCAAUUAAUUUUUUUCCUGCUGCUGCAGACAGGUCAUCAUACAUUUAGCAAACAAGCAGCUUUUUAAAGGAUGGACACAUAUCUGUAAAGUGUGCUGCAUCUUCGAACAGCAAUCUACUGAACAUAUUGACCAUAUUUAUCACCCCGUAAAUUGUUCACUUACUUAAUAUGAAACACAAGCAAUUCAGCAAUUGUAGCACACGGCGCUAUGUUAUCAUUACAGAAUCUGGCUGGCUAUACCUGAACAAGUGUCACACAGCAAAGGCAUUAAAGGUAGCAUUGUAACUUCUUACAAACUUAUAAUACAGGUUAAGAGACAAUGAAGAAAUAGAACUGUUGUGUAAACUACCUCAGGUUUGUCAAAUAUUGGCGGUUUCAGAUAAUUUUCUGAUCAAAACUUAAAAAUUCUGCCUAAAAACUAUGUUUUAAGACUUUAUCUAACAAUGUCUGGCCAUAACAUACUGAAUGUGUUUACUGACAUGUUACUGCACAUAUUCAAUUGUUUUCCAAAUGACUCAUGGUUACUUUAUGUUUUGGAGUAAGGGGACUGCAAAGGUGAAAAGUAAUGACUUUUGGAUUGAAUUUUCUUUCAUGAUACUGGCACUGAGUGGGCAGAAAUACUGUAGAAACCACAAACUGGUUAUGUUGUGAUUUAAUCAUCAUGUGUGGUUACUGCUGUAGUUUAUAAGUGGACUAUAUACUUACUUUAUAAUCUUCAUAAAACACUUACACUGGUGACACUGCUUGACAUGACCCACCCUUUGUGUGGAUUUUUUUUGUUUGUUAUGUCCAUGGUAACACGCACUACAUGCCCAGGCAUGAUAUAUCGCCCUACAUAGAAUUCAAAUGAAUGUCGUGCAGCUUUGUUUCAUUUUUUUUACCUUUUUUUUAUUCUUUAUAAUUGCCUUUAGCGCUGAUCCCUUUGUUAAUUCACACACAUGCUGGUACAUGCAUGCUGGGUUUGGUUGAAAUUCAAAUUAAUCUGUAAUAUUUUAGCUAUGCACACUUACAUAUAACUCCAAUGCAAUGCCAUGUAAGUGUGAGGCUUCCCCCCUCCUUCCUUUGAUGUAUUAUGUCUGUUUCACACCCUAAAAGGUGAGAUGACUCAUUCAUCUGUCAGCUAAGGAGAGCAAAACAAUGCCACACCGAUGCCUUACUCUUGUUUUUACAUGCAUACCCUACUGUAUGUCACGCUGCCCUUUCAUCGUUUCACUGUAAAUUAACCAAGUGCCAAAUCAUGAAGGUAAUCUGUCAUCGUAGCCAUCAGCAUUUGAGCAAAAGCAGGAGGAACGUAUUCAGAUGUGAUCUGUUAUGAUUUUCAAACUGAAUAUGAAAUACUACACACAGUGUGAGGGUACGUUUAGUCUUUGUUCGAAGGAUAUGUUCACAUUAUUUCAUCUUAAUGACCAUAUGUGCAUUGACACAGUUUGUGGUGGCUGUUAUCAUUCAUCACUUGAUUUGUCUAACUCCGACUGCUGAAGCCUGAUAUUAGCUGUGGCUGAACUUAAGGAGGUAUUUUUACACAGAAUCAGGACCGGGGAUUUUGUCCCCCAUUAUGCUAGGAUCCCGUCAAAAAAGGGAAUUCUGCAGGGCCAGUACGGACUGGAGGAAUGAUUGUAGGGACUGAUAUCUCUCUCAAUGAACAUAAGGGAGUAAGACAGACUUGAAAAUAUUCCUUUAAUAUGUUUGCCCUAUUUGAAGGAGUCAUACACAUGUGAAAUCUCUACUGAUCAAGAGUAAUAGCUGAUUAUAAUUAUAAUUUUAAACGUUAAUGUGUGUGUUAUCAUCUGUUUCACCUUAAGAACUGUUCUAACCUGUUCUUUAUUAUUUGGUUAUUCUGUUGUACAGAUCCGACUAAUAAUUCAUGGCGGGUAUUUUAUGAAGCGUGGAUGCAAGUUAGCGUGUUUCUGAGGAAGAGCAAUUGACAGCAUAUUCUUCAUUUUAUAUUCUGUAGAGGUGCUGAUCUUUAUUUCUUAAUGGGUUUGUGAUAAAUCCACCGGAUUUGUUUUCUGUGUUAUUGCACUAAUUAUAUCUGUGGAUUUUUUUUACUUGUUAUUAUUUAACAGUUGUCAUCUCAUCCAAAGAAAACAGUUAAACGGUGAGUCAUGUCUAAAUACUACACUGCCAAGAAAAUUCAAAUGUGUGUAUAUAAGCUUUUUGUAUUUUAAAACGAGUCAAACGCAUGCAAGAAUACAGAGUGGCUGAAGCUGAACCUCUGUACAUAUCAUCUGUAUAAAUUCCAGGGAUUUCUUAAAAAACAAACAAAAAAAACCCAAACGCGUUCAAUAUAAAAUAAAGUAAACUUCUUGCAGCUCA
Molecule: messenger RNA, 7172 nt
Organism: Sebastes umbrosus (honeycomb rockfish)
Lineage: Eukaryota; Metazoa; Chordata; Actinopteri; Perciformes; Sebastidae
Gene: lrch2
Product: leucine-rich repeats and calponin homology (CH) domain containing 2
Exons: 21
Coding region: 143-2371 (742 amino acids)
Molecular function (GO): protein binding
Source: RefSeq, a predicted model, not a curated record